UAUGAGAGAAGAAUGUCGCUACGUAUACUUGGACCUUGGAUCUAACAAAGGCGUACAGAUACGAAAACUAUUUGAACCAGCGUUAUACCCAGGAGCUAAGAUCAUCCCGUAUUUCAACGAACUGUUUGGAAAUGUUGAAGACAGGCGAAAAUACACUUGUGCCUUUGGGUUUGAAGCAAAUCCACGACAUUUUACAAGGUUGAAAUACAUCGAGAAUGCGUACAGACGAAAAGGGUUUCGAGUUACCUUCUACAAUAAUGCAGUUUGGAAUGAACAAAACAAAAACGUGACAAUUUACUCGGAGACUAAGUUUGACUUAGACUGGGGCGCAGGAGUCCUUGACGUCGCUAUCAAAGACAAAGAAGCCAUGGCUAGGUACCAAGUACCAACAGUUGAUAUUGUGCAAUUCAUCAACGAGGAAAUUAAACCACUUAAGCCGAAGGCGGUUUUUGUUAAGAUGGACAUAGAGGGAUCAGAGUACACAGUGUUACCUCACAUGAUCGAAAACAAAGUGUUGUGCAAAAACAUCGUAACCUCGAUUGUUGUUGAAAUGCAUAAAUGGGCAAAGAACCGAAUGAAAUCCGAUCUGGACAUAAAGACAUUGAGACAGCGGAUGAUGACACAGAAAUGUGCGCCCACAGAUAUUGUGCCUUUUGAUGACGAAACAUACAAGAGUGACGUGAAAGUCGACCCUGCCGCUUAAAAAUGAAAGCAUCAGUUAUACAAACAACAACACUAUAAUUUGAAUACUAGACGGUUUAUUUACAACACCUUAGAUAACUUUACCUACGAAUGACCUUAUGUGGAUUAUGCUUUCCGCGAGUGAUUGGAAUUUAUGUAUAUUUGUUAUAUCACAUUUUGAUUUUAAAGCAGUUGUAUUCCUCUUUUUAGCUCACCAGAGGCAGAGCACGAAGUGCUCAAGAUGAGCUAUUGUGAUAGGUCUUUGUCCGUCGUCCGUCCGUCUGUCCGUCCGUCCGUCCGUCCGUCCGUCAACAUUUGCUUAAAAAACAUCUUAUCUGAAACUACCUGGCCAAAUUCAAUGAACCUUCACAGGAAGCUUCCUUGGGUGACCCUCUACAGAAAUACAACAAGGGGUCACGUUUGAUCAACAACAACAGCAACAAAAUGGCCGACUUCCUGUUUGCUUUAAAAAACAUCUCCUCUGAAACUACUAGUCCAAAUUCAAUGAAACCUUACAGGAGGCUUCCUUGGAUGACCCUCUACAAAAAUACAACAAGGGGUCUCGAUUGAUCAACAACAACAACAAUCUCGCCAACUUCCUGUUUUGCUUUAAAAAAAACAUCUCCUCUGAAACUACCAGGCCAAAUUCACUGAAACUUUACAGGAAGUUUCAUUGCAUGACCCUCUACAAAAAUACAACAAGGCAUUGAGAUUGAUCAACAACAACAACAACAAAAACAACAACAAAAUGGCCGAUUUACUGUUUUGCUUUUAAAAAAAUCUCUGAAACUACCAAGCCAAAUUCAAUGAGACUUUACAGGUAGCUUUAUUACAUAACCCUUUACAAAUAUAAAACAAGGCAUCAUCAGUUAAGAUAUUCUUAAAUUGCAACAUUUUUAUUAAUGCUUCAUCACAGAGUUGUGGCCCUUUGCUUAGGUGAGCGUUUUAGGGCCAUCAUGGCCCUCUUGUGUUAAUGUUGAUAGAAAUUUGCGAACUUGCACAAUACAGUCGCACCCUGUUGACUCGAACUCGCUUGGCUCGAAUUGGGUGUAAAGGACCGAUUAUUGACUCUAGUUUUCCGAGGUAUUUUCGCCAGUCCCUCGGAUUUGAAGCCAACGGGGUACGACUGUAAGUAAUACAAAAGAUAUCGGUGAGGAGUUCCAUUGUCUCUUCACAUGUUUGUUUUUAUGUAGAUAUGAAAAGGUUAACGGUUAGGUAUCCCUUCCGAAGAUCCAGACACAUUCAAUUCCGGAAAGGUAUUAUUAUCGCUGGCACUUCAACCAUUAUUAGAUUGAAAGAAUCUGUAAUCUUUAUUUUAUUUCAAUUUAUGAGACUAA
This is a messenger RNA of Mya arenaria, 2018 nucleotides long. RefSeq lists its product as uncharacterized. The record is from RefSeq and is a predicted model, not a curated record. Bases 2 to 703 code for a protein of 233 amino acids. The transcript has a single exon. Lineage: Eukaryota; Metazoa; Mollusca; Bivalvia; Myida; Myidae.